CUUUUUGUAUUUCAGGGUGUCUAACAUGUAAGAAGAUGGAGCCAAGAUCUAGAAUGGUGCCUGUGACUCAGAUCAACUGCUGUCUUUCCCAGACAGAACCUCUGGCCUCCGGAAACCUAGAUUAAACAGCAUUUUCUGACAGCUCUUCCUCCUCAGUCCUUGAUUCCAUCACCACUGGAAACUUGAGCACCAACUCUAACCACCCCCACCCCCAGAGUUUUCUUGCUCCUGUCCCCAAACCCUCAGGACCUCUUAUUGCUACUUUGGGCUGAAACUGCAGGUGUCGGAUUGCCGGUGUAACCGUGCAGCUGUGCCGGCUCCUCCACCCUGUUUGGUAGAGCGGCUUGGCCUUUUUGAGGAGCUAUGGGCUGCACAGGUGAAGAGGUUAGCAGGCAUGGCACAGAAGGAACACCGGACUAUUAAGGUAGCGCUCCCCGGAGGACAGAAAGUGGAGGCCGUGGCAUGGAACACAACCCCUUACCAGCUGGCCCAGCAGAUCAGUUCAACCCUGGCAAAUACUGCAGUGGCCGCUCAAGUGAAUGGAGAACCUUAUGAUCUGGAGCGGCCCUUAGAGACAGAUUCUGACCUCAGAUUUCUGACGUUUGAUUCUGCAGAGGGGAAAGCAGUGUUCUGGCAUUCCAGCGCCCAUGUCCUGGGGGCAGCGGCUGAACAACUCCUAGGUGCUGUCCUCUGCCGAGGGCCCAGCACCGAGUGCGGCUUCUACCAUGAUUUCUUCCUGGGAAAGGAACGGACUAUCCGGGGCUCAGAGCUGCCUGUUUUGGAGCGAAUUUGCCAAAAACUUGCAGCUGCUGCUCAGCCCUUCCGGAGGCUAGAGGCUUCCCGGGAUCAGCUUCGCCAGCUCUUCAAGGAUAACCCUUUUAAGCUCCGCCUGAUUGAGGAGAAAGUGACGGGUCCGACAGCAACAGUUUAUGGGUGUGGCAUGCUGGUGGAUCUUUGCCGGGGCCCCCACCUUCGGCACACCGGACAGAUUGGAGGACUGAAGCUGCUCACGAACUCGUCAUCCUUAUGGAAGGCCUCAGGGGCCCCCGAGACGCUGCAGAGGGUGUCCGGGGUUUCCUUCCCCACAGCAGAGGAGCUGAGGGCCUGGGAAGAAUGGAGGAAGGCGGCAGAGUCACGGGACCACCGGCGCAUUGGGAAGGAACAGGAGCUCUUCUUCUUCCAUGAACUGAGUCCUGGGAGCUGCUUCUUCCUGCCCCGGGGGACGAGGGUGCACAAUGCCCUGGUGUCUUUCAUCAGGGCCGAGUACACCCGCCGUGGUUUCUCAGAAGUAAAAACACCCAUACUGUUCUCUACGAAACUCUGGGAACUGUCAGGACACUGGGAGCAUUAUCAGGAAGACAUGUUUGCCCUGCAGUCCCCAGGCUCUGACAGGCCCACCAGCUCCCAGAGUGACCACUCUACCAGCCAUCCCACAGACACGCUCGCCCUCAAGCCCAUGAACUGCCCUGCACACUGCCUGAUGUUCGCCCACCGGCCCAGAUCCUGGCGAGAGCUGCCCCUGCGACUGGCAGACUUUGGGGCCCUUCACAGGGCCGAGGCCUCGGGCAGCCUGGGAGGACUGACCCGGCUGCGGUGCUUCCAGCAGGAUGAUGCUCACAUCUUCUGUGCACCGGACCAGCUGGAAGCAGAGAUCCGGGGCUGCCUGGAUUUCCUCCGCUCUGUCUAUGCUGUCCUGGGCUUCUCCUUCCGCCUGGCACUGUCCACCCGGCCGUCUGGCUUCCUGGGAGAGCCUUGCCUCUGGGACCAGGCUGAGCAGGUCCUUGAACAGGCCCUGGAAGGGUUUGGAGAGCCCUGGGACCUCAACCCUGGAGAUGGUGCCUUCUAUGGGCCUAAGAUUGACGUGCACCUCCACGAUGCCCUGGGUCGGCCCCAUCAGUGCGGGACAAUCCAGCUUGACUUCCAGCUGCCCCUGAGAUUUGACCUCCAGUACAAGGGGCGAGCCGGGGCCCCGGAGCGUCCAGUCCUCAUUCACCGAGCAGUUCUGGGUUCUGUGGAAAGGAUGCUGGGAGUGCUGGCGGAGAGCUGUGGGGGGAGAUGGCCGCUGUGGCUGUCCCCAUUCCAGGUGAUGGUCAUCCCAGUGGGGACCGAGCAGGAGGACUAUGCCAGGGAGGUACAGCAGAGCCUGCAGGCGGCGGGGCUGGUCGGAGACCUGGACGCUGACUCCAGGCAGACCCUCAGCCGGAGAGUCCGCGGGGCCCAGCUCGCCAACUACAAUUUUCAGUUUGUGGUUGGACAGAAAGAGCAGAGCAACAGAACAGUGAACAUUCGGACGCGAGACAACCGUCGGCUUGGAGAAUGGGACUUGACAGAGGCUGUGGGGCGGCUGCUGGAGCUGCAGAACUCCAGGGUCCCAAAUGCCGAGGAAAUUUUCUGAGCGUUUGCACAGUCACGUGACAGACCUGCAGGAGCCACCAGCCUCUCCGAACCCAGGAGGGGCCAACCUAACCGACAGAGUCUGGAGUCCCAGACCCUUUAGAACUUGUGUGGAGGCCUGAAUCUACUCCUCGGAAAGAGAUUUGAUGUGGAGGAAGCCACAGCUGCUUGUGUGAGGAGAUCGAAACUAAGCAUAAUAAACCUAAAGCUCUGA
Myotis brandtii (Brandt's bat) is the source of this 2608-nucleotide messenger RNA. RefSeq names its product threonyl-tRNA synthetase 2, mitochondrial (putative) (gene TARS2). Gene Ontology annotation, biological process: threonyl-tRNA aminoacylation. NCBI's taxonomy places the organism in Eukaryota, Metazoa, Chordata, Mammalia, Chiroptera, Vespertilionidae. The transcript is spliced from 19 exons. Gene Ontology annotation, cellular component: cytoplasm; mitochondrion. The record is from RefSeq and is a predicted model, not a curated record. Gene Ontology annotation, molecular function: ATP binding; threonine-tRNA ligase activity. Bases 395 to 2395 code for a protein of 666 amino acids.